UUGUUUUGAUUUUAAUUCGCCGCCGUCGGCCAUAAAAUCAUUCCACUUCGUUCUCUGCUACGCACGUGUUUACCUUUUCACAGUGUAAAGAAGAAAACUACUUUUAAUUAAAGAAAACUCAAAUUUUCCACGAAACCAUGGAAGAAGAGGGACCAGCAGAGGCAACCAUCGACUUUGUGCCAGCCCUGUGCUUUGUGCCACGCGGCAUUGCCAAAGAUAAACCUGACAAAAUUGUCUUGACCCAAGAGGAGUUGGCUCGUGUCAUUAAGGAGACCAAAGAUCGUUUGGACAGCGAUGGGGAACAUGAAGAUGAUGACGAAGACGACAAUGAAAAUGGUAUGGAUGUAGACGAUGAAAAUGAAGACGAAGAGGAUGAUGACCAAAAUGAAGCGGACGAAGAUGUACGCUCCGAUACACGUAGCAUUAAUGACGAAUUCGGUUUCGAACAAUACGAUGCGGAGGGCAAUAUUCGCGUGGCUGAUAUUGGUAACAUUGUUGAUCCGGAUCAUCAAUUGCCCGAUGAAGAUGACGAUUCCGAGGCGGAAGAUGAAAUUAUUAAGCCCACAGAUAACCUGUUGCUGGUGGGUCAUGUGCAAGACGAUGCUGCCAAUAUGGAGGUGUGGGUCUUCAAUGAGGAGGAAGAAAGUCUGUACACCCAUCAUGACUUUUUGUUACCCAGCUUCCCCUUGUGCAUUGAAUGGAUGAACCAUGAUCCGGGCAGUGAUAAGCCAGGCAAUAUGUGUGCCAUUGGUUGUAUGGAUCCAGUGAUUACUGUUUGGGAUUUGGAUAUACAAGAUUCCAUUGAGCCCACGUUUAAAUUGGGUUCCAAGGGCAGCCGCAAGAAACAAAAGGAGGCCUAUGGCCAUAAAGAUGCUGUUUUAGACUUGUCCUGGAAUCGCCACUAUGAACACAUUCUGGCCUCGGGCUCGGUUGAUCAAACUCUAAUACUUUGGGAUAUGGAUGAGGGUCAACCCCAUACCACAAUAACAGCUUUUGAGGAAAAAGUCCAUUCCAUUGAAUUCCAUCCCACUGAGGCCCAAACCAUACUGACAGGCAGUGCUGAUGGUGUGGUACGUCUCUUCGAUUGCCGUGAUCCAGAAUUUGUUAAUGCUUCAUAUGUUAAAUGGACCACACCGGGAGAAGUUGAAAAGGUACUGUGGAAUUGUACAGAUCCUAAUUACUUCAUUGUUGGGUCCAAUGAUGGUUCGCUGCACUAUGCUGAUAAACGUCAGGCCAACAAACUGUUAUGGUCCCACAAGGCCCACGAUGAGGAAAUCUCAGGCAUAUGCUUUAACUCGGAAGUUAACAAUCUCCUAACUACCACCUCCACAGAGGGUUAUUUGAAGAUUUGGAAUUUCAAUGGAACAGAAAUCAAACCAGUUUACUCACAUGACUUUAAAAUGGGCCGUCUGCAGUGCAUGAAACAAUGUCCCGAAGAUCCCUUCACCCUGGCGUUUGGUGGAGAGAAGCCUCCUCGCUGCCGGGUAUACAAUAUUAAGAAUUUCGAAGCUGUGCGCCAAGUGUUUGGUGUCGGUGGUGAAGCUCAAGAAUAGUAAAAACGCAGGCGUUUCUCUUCCAUUAUCCUUUCUCCUUUUUUACAAAGCUUUUAUAUUUGUAUACAACACGUAUUAAAAAUGUUUUUAUUUCGAUAUAGAAAAUAAAUGUAAACUUAACUAAAUGACAA
Molecule: messenger RNA, 1684 nt
Organism: Musca domestica (house fly)
Lineage: Eukaryota; Metazoa; Arthropoda; Insecta; Diptera; Muscidae
Gene: nclb
Product: periodic tryptophan protein 1 homolog
Exons: 1
Coding region: 138-1553 (471 amino acids)
Biological process (GO): rRNA processing
Cellular component (GO): nucleus
Molecular function (GO): protein binding
Source: RefSeq, a predicted model, not a curated record